AUGCUUAGAGCCAGUGCCAAUGCUCUUGCCAGAAGAGCCUCCGCUCGUUCUUUAUCCUCGGUCGCUGCGAAGUACUUUCCCUCCGAGCCAGCACAUCCGCAGCUUGUGACUCCAGCAAUUCCAGGGCCCAAGUCCAUCCAAUUGAAUAACGAUUUGGGAGAGAAAUUCGACAACAGAGCCACAUACUUCGUUGCAGACUACAAGAAUUCCUUGGGUAACUAUAUCAGCGAUGCUGACGGCAACAAGUUGUUAGAUGUCUACUGUCAGAUCGCAUCGAUUGGGUUGGGCUACAACAAUCCAGCCUUGAUUGAGGCUGCGAAAUCUGACGAAAUGGUAUAUGCCUUAAUUGACCGUCCCGCUUUGGCUUGUUUCCCUUCUACUACAUACAAGGAGAUAUUAGAGGACGGAAUCCUCGCUGCUGCCCCACCCAGUAUGUCCAGAGUGUGGACUGCGCUUUCGGGCUCUGAUGCCAACGAAACUGCCUACAAGGCUGCGUUCAUGUACCAACACGCCAAGUUGAGAGGCGAUCAGGACUUCUCGUCUGAAGAAUUGACCUCUGUUAUGGACAAUGCCACUCCUGGCGCUUCCGAGAUGAAGAUCUUGUCGUUUGACAAAGGCUUCCACGGCAGAUUGUUUGGUUCAUUGUCUACCACCAGAUCCAAGGCUAUUCACAAGUUGGACAUUCCUGCAUUCCAAUGGCCCAAGGCACCUUUCCCCAAGUUGAAGUAUCCAUUAGACGAGUUUGCUACUGAGAAUCACGCCGAAGAACUCGCCUGCUUGGAAGCAUUUGAAGACAUUCUUAGCCAACACAAGGGUGCUAGUAAAGUUGCUGCCAUUAUCGUGGAACCAGUCCAGGCUGAAGGCGGAGACAACCAUGCCUCUUCAUUCUUCUUCCAAGGAUUGAGAGAUAUCACCAUAAAGCACGACGUGUUGAUGAUUGUAGAUGAAGUACAGACCGGAGUAGGUGCCACGGGUAAAAUGUGGGCUCAUGAACAUUGGAACUUAACCACUCCUCCAGACAUGGUAACGUUCUCCAAGAAAUUCCAGGCAGCUGGUUUCUACUACAGCAACCCACAGUUGCAGCCCAACCAACCUUACAGACAGUUUAACACCUGGUGCGGAGAUCCAUCUAAGGCCAUCAUUGCCAAGACCAUCUACCAGGAAAUCGUCAAAAACGACUUGGUCACCAGAACUGCUGCUGUAGGAGACUAUUUGUAUGGUGGUUUACAAUUGCUUGCCUCCAAGUAUCCUGCCCACAUCAAGAACUUGAGAGGUGAGAACUUCGGUACUUUUAUUGCCUGGGACUGCAGAGACGCCGGAGCCAGAAACGAAAUUUUGAUCAAAUGCCGUGAUAGAGGUGUCAAUGUUGGUGGCUGUGGCGAUAUGGCUAUUCGUAUGAGACCCACCUUGACGUUCGAGGAAAAGCAUGCCAACGUGUUCCUCCAAGUUUUGGAAGACGUAUUGAAUUACAUGUGA
Messenger RNA from Scheffersomyces stipitis CBS 6054, 1476 nucleotides. RefSeq names its product Uga11p (gene UGA11). The record is from RefSeq and is a predicted model, not a curated record. Gene Ontology annotation, molecular function: pyridoxal phosphate binding. Bases 1 to 1476 code for a protein of 491 amino acids. The transcript has a single exon. NCBI's taxonomy places the organism in Eukaryota, Fungi, Ascomycota, Pichiomycetes, Serinales, Debaryomycetaceae. Gene Ontology annotation, biological process: GABA catabolic process. Gene Ontology annotation, cellular component: mitochondrion.